Peromyscus maniculatus bairdii (prairie deer mouse) is the source of this 1251-nucleotide messenger RNA. Its product is annotated as tear acid lipase-like protein. The record is from RefSeq and is a predicted model, not a curated record. Lineage: Eukaryota; Metazoa; Chordata; Mammalia; Rodentia; Cricetidae. Gene Ontology annotation, molecular function: hydrolase activity, acting on ester bonds. Gene Ontology annotation, biological process: lipid metabolic process.
AUGUGGUGGCUGCUGAGUACAAUGUGCCUCAUCCAUGUAUUUGGAAAGAUAUCUUGUUUAUCUGCAAUAAAUAUGAAUCCUGAAUCCCACAUGAACGUUAGUGAGAUUAUUAUGUAUUGGGGUUAUCCAAGUGAAGAGUAUGAGGUUGUGACUAAAGAUGGUUACAUCCUCCCAAUUAACCGCAUCCCUCAUGGGAAAAACAACACUAAUAGUUCAGCCCCAAAGACAGUAGUAUUUUGUCAGCAUGGCUUAUUUUCAACUGCUGGUGUGUGGGUUUCCAAUCCUCCCGACAACAGUCUGGCCUUCAUUCUAGCAGAUGCUGGUUAUGAUGUAUGGAUGGGGAACAGCAGAGGAAAUACCUGGGCAAAGAAACACUUGUACCUAGACCCAGAUUCUAAAGAAUUUUGGGCUUUUAGUUAUGAUGAAAUGAUAAAAUACGACCUUCCAGCUACCAUUAAUUUCAUCCUGAAGAAAACAGGACAAAAGCAGAUUUACUAUGUUGGACAUUCUCAAGGCACCCUUAUCGCUCUGGGGGCUUUUGCAACAAAUCAACAACUGGCUGAAAAGAUUAAAAAAUCUUUUUUACUGGCUCCAGUUGCUACUGUUGAAUAUAUCAAAGGCACCGGGCGCCUUCCAUCUUACUUCACUCCUACGGCUUUUAAGCUCCUUUUUGGUGAAAAAGAGUUUUUACCCACCGCUGCUUUCAGUAAGCUGUCCGGAUACACAUGCAAUGUUAUGGUAAUCAACACUGCAUGUGCUGCUCUAUUAGGAUCACUGGGCGGAUAUUCCCCGGGGCAAUUAAAUAAGAGCCGCAUUGACGUGUAUAUAACACACAGUCUAGCAGGAACAUCAGUUCAAACUCUUCUACAUUAUGCUCAGGCAAUUAAUAAAGGUGUAUUUCAGGCUUAUGAUAGGGGAAGUCCAGCUCUAAACAUGCUCCACUACAAUCAGACCACUCCUCCGGUAUACAAUGUGGAAGCCAUGAAGGUUCAAACUGCCUUGUGGAGUGGUGGAAAUGACUUUUUGGCUGAUCCAAAAGACGUUGCAAAUUUGAAACCCAAAAUCUCUAACUUUAUUUACGAUAAAACUAUUCCUGAAUUUAGCCAUCUUGAUUUUAUAGUGGGAAUAAAUGCUAAUCAUGAGGUUUCUCAGGAAAUUUUAAAACUUAUUGAUGAAUCUAAGUGAGAUUGAAAUUUUGCUUUAGUUUUCACAUUUUUCAAACCCUUCUGAAAGUUUCUUGCUUUUAUAAGU